AUGGCCAAAAUACAACCUCUAGGUGCUCAAAAAGAUGUGGCCGACGAGCCUGCAUCGUUGAACAAACAUCACAAUGAAGAAGAUGACUUGCUACUCGAUGAAGACGAUGACAAGGAAAGUCUUUCUUCCAACCAAAAGAACAAAGUCUCCUCAUUCCAUCUCUCCAUUCGUUUCUGUCUCAUCUUUCUCGUUUGUUCCUUAAUCAUGUGCAGCAUUGUCGUGUUGAGUGCAACAUGGCUGUCAAGUUUUAGUCCUACCAUUACUGAACUCAGUUCCAGAGUGAGAGAUUAUGAAUUUUUAUCAGUCGUGGAUUAUGCCAAUCAAACAUUGAGAGAAAUUGCUAUUUCGAGUGAGAUGAUUGCUGGACAAUUAGGAUUUUCUUAUAAUUUUCGUGAUUAUAGUUAUACAGAAACAGUGGUGUAUCGUGCCUUUGUGUCAGAGAAGAAACAUCAUGACGGUGUAGUGACCACUACGUACACGUGUAAUGCCUUUCAGGAAUGUAUUGGAGUGAUUGAUUAUGGAGGCGUUCCACUCUUCAUUAACACGAGUUUGGAGUACAAUACGCAGUAUUUGUAUACGUGUCAUGGUUUAACGACGGAUUAUUGUAACAGAAGUUCAAUACCAGAUGAUGUUACGCCUCCAUUUGAUUUUACCUACUUGACAAGUGUGUGUAAUGCAAAUCCUGGCCGACAGGUCUAUUCCUUGUCAUAUGCAGAUCCAACGGUACCUGAUAUGGUAUUUGUGACCUUGUUGAAUUGUCGACCUAAAAUGAAAGAGAAUGGAAAAUCAAAUCAAUUUGAUUAUUUUUAUGCGUUGGAUUUGACGACUGACACCAUUUCAGCAUUCCUUAAACAAGCAUCGAAAAAGAUUAAGGCAUCUGUUGGAUUUAUUGUCGAGGUGGAAACUGAACAAUUAAUUGCAGUGGAUGGUGAUGUUAAAAUCUCCAAAUGGGACGACAAAGGAACGACACUACUGAGAUCCACUCCUCUCACAGUCGAAGAUCCCAAAAUUCAACGAGAUGCCAAACUCAUUCUCGAAAAGUACUCGAACUGGAAGUCUAUCGAAAAGAAUACCUUAAUCGCAUUAACUAGUGCUGAAAAUUACAUUCUCGUCUAUCAUCUCGUGACAGAUUCUCAAAUCGAUUGGAUUCUCGUCUUAUCUGUCCCCAUAUGGAACUAUGCUGGUUCUACAGCCAUUGCAAUCAUUGCUUCAGUGAUCGGCUCCUUACUCGUUGUUUCAGUAGGAAUGGUGGUUGGAGUGUUAGUGUCUCUCCGCAUUGUCAAACCGUUCUACAAUUUAAUUUUACUAUUUAGACAAAUUUCACAAAUGAAUUUGGAAAAUAUUGUCCUUACAAACAGCUCCUUCUCAGAAGUUAAGGAAUUACAACAACAAUUUAUGGACAUGGUGAAAAAGAUCAAAAUGUAUCGAGCAUUCAUUCCAUCUCAUUUAUUGUUAGAAUUGGAUACUGGAGAAGGUGGAGAACAUGAAGAUGUGAAAACUGAGGGUCCUCGUGGCAUGCAACAAGAACAUGCUUCUUCUGUCGGAGAUUCUUUGAAACAUAUUAAUCAUGCAAGUCAUGGACGUCGAUCGAGCGUUGCCUCUUCCUCAGCUCCUGGUAUUGGAGGUGGUUAUUCGAGUUCUAGAGGCUCUUCCUCAUCUCGGCAGAGUUCAGAUCGACAAUUAGUGGAACGAACUCAAACUUUUAGAAAGAGAGCGGCUAAUUUUGGAAACAAGUUUUCACUACAUUUGGAAAUGAAGAGAAUUUCGUUGAUGAAUGUGCAUAUCGAUGGUUUGAAUGAGUUUGUGUCGUUUUUCCCACCGGAACUUGUCGUUCAAAUGUUGAGUGAUAUCUUUGAACAAGUUCAAACCAUUUCGAGACAAUUCACUUGUCAAAUGUUAUCCUUUGAAGGUGGUUCUAUUACUUUGGCGUUUAAUGCUUCCAGUCAUCAAGCAAAUCAUGAGUUGAAAGCCAAUAAGGCAGCCUUACAAUUUUCAGCCAAAACUAAAACGAUUAAGGAACAGAAAUGGCGUCGCUUGCCAAUAUAUUCUAGAAAUCCAACACUCAUUGACAGCAUGUCACUAAUUUUUGCAAUUUGUGGACAACAAAGUUUGGCAGGAAAUGUUGGAACCAAAGAUUCGAAGAAUUUCAGUGUGUUGAGUAGUGCCAGAUACAAUUUAGAACAGCUCACAAAAUUAGCUCGAUUUAUGCAAAUUCCAAUUGUCGUGACGGAUGGCAUUCAAAAAUCGACAGAAGGUUCCUUUAUUACAAGAUUUAUUGAUACUUUGGAAUUGACACCAGAACAACCACCUUUGACGUCAAAUGUCAAUUCAAGUCUCAUCACUUCACCACAACUUGUUGACCAUCCAAGUUAUUAUCCAUGUGACGUUCAUGAAUUAUUACAUGAUGCAAGUAAUGAAGUUGCUGACGAGUGGAUGUAUGAAUUAGAGGCAAAGAAGGGUCAAGCUCAAUAUUUGAAUUACAACGAAGGUGUGAAAUUACUGAAAGAAGGAGAACAUGCAAAAGCAUUGGAAAUAUUUGAAAACUUCCUCGUACAUCAUCCACAAGACAAACCAACAUUGGUUCUUAUUGAAAAGUGUCAAAAGAUUUUAGAUCAUCUAUGA
Messenger RNA from Naegleria lovaniensis, 2622 nucleotides. RefSeq lists its product as uncharacterized. The transcript has 2 exons. Lineage: Eukaryota; Heterolobosea; Eutetramitea; Acrasida; Naegleriidae. The coding region runs from base 1 to 2622 and encodes 873 amino acids. Gene Ontology annotation, biological process: cyclic nucleotide biosynthetic process; intracellular signal transduction. The record is from RefSeq and is a predicted model, not a curated record.